AUGUGUAGAUAUAGAUCUGUAACAUACAAAAGGAGGAUUGACUAUGUCAACGGACAUUGGCAGGAGUGGUUUUCUAGCUCAUCAAAAGUUCCAGAAAAUGUUCAUUUUGUUGAUGUUCAGUGCAAGGAUAGCAAUAACAAAAUUGUGUCAAAUAUGUUACACUACCCAACAAGACAAGAGCUUAGAAAACGUGAAGUCCCACAUAACAACAACUUCAGCUCAGAGCAGAUGAAUGUAUUGCUGCUUGGGUUAGAUUCACUGUCAGGAAAUUUGUUCAAACGAGCUAUGAACAAAACAAGAGAUUAUUUAUUGAACACGAUAGGUGCUGUCGAGAUGAACAUGUACAACAAAGUUGGAGACAACACAUUUCCUAACCUGCUAGCGAUCACUGCAGGAAAAUAUGAACAUGACAUCCCAAACUGGAGCCAAGCCGAGGGCUUUGACGCCGUGAACUUUAUCUGGCAGGAUUUCAAGAAAGCCGGGUUUCGAACCCAGUACAUCUCUGAUGUACCGGACUUUAACGACUUCUCUCGACCACCAACAGAUUGUUUUAACCUACCAAUGGUGAAAUCGUUAAUGAAAGAUAAAAUUGCGUUUAACAACAACUGUUUUGAAGACAAAAUCGAAGUCAAUUUAUGGUUGAGUCUUAUAAAAGAGUUUAUUCUAGAAUCUCUCCACACAACAGGACGAUUUUUCUCUUUAGCUAUGAUAAAAAGACCGACACAUGACUUCCCAAAUCAGGCUAGUGCUGUAGAUGAACAUUAUUUUAAUUUUCUCAAAGACAUGCAGGAGUCGUCUUUAUUCAACAAUACGUUCUUUGUGUUCUUCGGUGACCACGGACCGCGAAAAGGUGCUUACAGAAACACGUUUGAAGGCAGCAUCGAAGAACGGGCGGCAGCGAUGCUGGUGAUGGCACCUCAGUGGUUUCAGAAAAAACACUCCAGGCUUUACAAGAACCUGCUCACUAACGCUAACAGACUGACUACAAACUUUGACAUCCACAAAACUUUAAAAAGUUUGCUUAGUUUAGACUUUGAAGGGUUGUCAGAAAAAUCUAAAGUUGAUUUAGGUUUUAGGACGAGAUCUUUAUUUUCUGAGAUAACUCGAAAACGAACAUGCGAGGAUGCUGAUUUGUCUCCACAUUACUGUAUGUGUAACGGUGGGGUACCUGUUCCCACUUGGGAAAUCGCACCUGAAAUAGGUAAUCAAGUUGUACAGGAUAUAAAUUCAAUCACGUCCAAAUACCGCGACAAAUGUGCCGUCCUGAAAUUCCGUAACGUAACCAGUUUGACGUUACACGGCGGGUCUAUAGGCUGGAGUGGGGUCUACAGAAUCAUGUUUGAUACCAGCCCAGGGUUGGCGUCGUUUGAGGCCACAGUCAGAUACACCGUCAGCUUCUUUAUAUUCACGUCAGUACAGACUCUAGGCGACAUCAGCAGGACGAGCACGUACAAAAACUUGUCGGAUUGUGUGGAACAUGAUAAGAUUGUACGAAUGUAUUGCUACUGUAAGGAUUUACUGACUCGUUGA
Messenger RNA from Physella acuta, 1530 nucleotides. RefSeq lists its product as uncharacterized. NCBI's taxonomy places the organism in Eukaryota, Metazoa, Mollusca, Gastropoda, Physidae. The record is from RefSeq and is a predicted model, not a curated record.